This is a messenger RNA of Quercus robur (English oak), 733 nucleotides long. RefSeq names its product mitochondrial pyruvate carrier 1. Bases 155 to 478 code for a protein of 107 amino acids. Gene Ontology annotation, cellular component: mitochondrial inner membrane. The transcript has 5 exons. Gene Ontology annotation, biological process: pyruvate import into mitochondria. Lineage: Eukaryota; Viridiplantae; Streptophyta; Magnoliopsida; Fagales; Fagaceae. The record is from RefSeq and is a predicted model, not a curated record.
AAAAGUUCAUCAAAAAAAAAAAAAAAAGAUCCCACAAAAAAAAGUCAUACGUUUCGUUUUACCUUAAUACCCAAAUUCUCUGUGUCUCUGUCUCUCUGUACCCAAUCGCCGAUCUCACUACUUUCCCCGGCGAUUUCUCAGGGUUUGGUCAUACAUGGCUUCGUUCCGAGCAUUCUGGAACAGUCCGGUUGGUCCGAAAACAACUCACUUUUGGGGACCUGUUGCUAAUUGGGGUUUCGUCGCAGCUGGGUUGGCGGAUAUAAAUAAACCUCCAGAAAUGAUUUCCGGCAACAUGACAGGAGCAAUGUGUAUCUACUCGGCACUGUUCAUGAGAUUUGCAUGGAUGGUACAGCCUCGCAACUAUCUACUUCUAGCAUGCCAUGUCUCAAAUGAGACCGUUCAACUCUAUCAACUCUCACGAUGGGCAAAGGGCCAAGGGUACUUGUCACAGAAGAAAGAGGAAUCUACAUCUCAGUAAUUUGAUGCUGCCAUCUUUUUCUCCCCUGUUUGCUUUCUGUUUUUAGUAUUAUUUGAAGCAAUAUACUCUUGCUCGUACUGCCAUUGUAGCAUAGCUGAGCAGUUGACUGUUCAGUAAAUCAUGUCUUUUUUAUCUUUAUUUGUACUGAUGUUUUUACAUGUGGAAGUUGACAAACCUUAUAAGAGUAAGAGCUCCAAAUUUGUAAUUGGUGAUGCAGCAAUCAUGUUAUUCAAAUAAAUUUUGGAUUGAUUUCCA